Messenger RNA from Siniperca chuatsi (mandarin fish), 4325 nucleotides. RefSeq names its product porphobilinogen deaminase-like. Bases 225 to 1301 code for a protein of 358 amino acids. The record is from RefSeq and is a predicted model, not a curated record. Gene Ontology annotation, biological process: heme biosynthetic process. Gene Ontology annotation, molecular function: hydroxymethylbilane synthase activity. Lineage: Eukaryota; Metazoa; Chordata; Actinopteri; Centrarchiformes; Sinipercidae. The transcript is spliced from 14 exons. Gene Ontology annotation, cellular component: cytoplasm.
UGCUCCUUGCCUACUAUCCGAAAGAGGAAACAGAUAGACGGAACAAGGAAAUGACCUCUAGCCGGUCCAAUGACAUCACAGGUUCCGCGUUCAUUCAGAGAGGCGCUGUAUGAGAGGAGCGCUCUGACUAUUUUCAAGGAUUUCAAGGUUUUCAAUGGUCUCUGUUUCAAGCAAAACGCGCUGUUGAUUCGUGCAGUUUCGGCGGAGUGAACCGGAUCAGCGACAUGUCGGGGGAAGCAAGUUCUCCGGAUGGGAAUGGCAAGGUUAGUCGGGUCAUCCGGAUUGGAACCCGCAAGAGCCAGUUGGCUCGCAUCCAGACUGACAGCGUGGCGGACAAGUUGAAAGAACUGUACCCUCACAUCCACUUGGAAAUAGUUGGCAUGUCAACCACAGGAGACAAAAUCCUUGACACAGCUUUAUCAAAGAUUGGAGAGAAGAGUUUGUUCACCAAAGAGUUGGAGAAUGCUCUGGAGAGGAAUGAGGUUGAUCUGGUUGUUCACUCACUGAAAGACCUGCCCACCACUCUGCCUCCAGGAUUCACCAUCGGGUCUGUGCUGAAGAGAGAGAACCCACAUGAUGCAGUGGUUUUACACCCCAAAAAUGUAGGGAAAACUCUUGAUACUCUGCCAGAAAACAGUGUGAUCGGCACCAGUUCACUGCGCCGUGCUGCUCAGCUGAAGAAGAGAUUCCCCCACCUGGAUUUCAAAGACAUUCGUGGGAACCUGAACACACGUCUGAAGAAGCUGGACGAGAAGGACGACUUUGCUGCCAUCAUCCUGGCUGCUGCCGGACUCAAGAGAAUGGGCUGGGAGAACCGGAUCAGCCAGAUCCUGGGCCAUGAAGACUGUAUGUACGCUGUUGGACAGGGUGCUCUGGCAGUGGAGGUUCGGGCCAGAGAUGCAGACAUCCUGGAGAUGGUAUCUGUCCUCCAUGACCCAGACACUGUGCUGCGCUGCAUAGCUGAGAGAGCCUUCCUCAGACACCUGGAGGGUGGGUGCAGUGUCCCAGUGGCUGUACACACUGAAGUGAAGGACUCCCAGCUCUACCUGACGGGGGCAGUGUACAGCCUGGAUGGAUCAGACAGUCUGAAGGAAACCAUGCAGACUAGCAUUGCUGCUGCUGAUAAGAACCUAGAAGAGGUGGACGAGCAGGUCCAGCGAGUGGGAGUCACAGCCAGCAAGAUUUCAGGUGAAGCCCAGGACAGGGCUGAGCGGCUGGGGGUCGACCUGGCCAAGUUACUGCUGAGCAAAGGAGCCAAGGAAAUCCUGAUGGUGGCCAGGCAGCUCAACGACGCCAGAUAAUCCUGCUCGGCUGAGGGGCAGGGCUCCAGAGGUGACCGGGUCCUCGAGUGAAGGAGUCAGUCACAGCCUUGUGUCAAGUAAAAACUUGAAUUCCUUUUUUAUGUUACACAUUUGAUGUUGCUUGAGGAAAAAGAAUGGUGACUUUCUGUUACACCAGGUGAGCUCAGUCAACAGCAGAUAAAUUGUUGAGGAUUUCAAACACUACUUGGACCAAAGUUGUGCUCAGUGUGGUACAACGCUGCUAAACUUAGUCAUUAUCAGCUUGUUCAGGGUCACUGCAGUCUGUAGCACUCUUGGUCUUGGUUCCAGCUUGUUCUUGCAUACAGUACCUCAUGGAACCAUCUCCUGAGCCAUGUAGAAACCGCCUUACUGGGAUUAUCAGUGAGAAACACAAAAUGGCCUUCAAACCUUGUCGCAGUAUGUACUUGUUUUUUUUUUUUUAAAGCAUAUCAGUAUAUUAAUGGAAUGCCACUAAAAUAUUAAUGGAAUGCCAUUAAAAUUCAGCAUUCUCAAAUAUUUUCCCCCAUAACCAAGGAUGUUUCAUCAACGUCCAUUAUUGUUCCCUACAAACAGGAAAAAAAGAGAAGUUUACCCAGAGUUCCUCUCUUACCUCUUAGCUGCAUUCUCAUUUGGAAAAGCUGACUUUUGAUGGUACCAAAGAUGAGUUUCCAAGCAGGUGGGCACAUUUUCUGGUUCGGCGCAGGCAACACUGCAGUGAAACGGGGCUCAUUUAGGUGUGAAAGUUGCUAAAUAUAAAUGUAAAUUCAGUCCUUCAUUCAUCAGCUCUAAGUUAUAUGGCCAAGAGUCGACAGUGACUUUCUUCCUUAAACUUCUUCAUAUUCACAAGUACUUGAUCAGGCCUUAUCCAUUGGAAAAAUUAGUGUUUAUAGUGUAGUGUUUUAUCACGUUGGCUUCCUGAGAAACAAGUGCCCGAUUUUAGGAGUGUGCUAGCUACCUCUUUUAGAGGGAGAAUAUAUUUAAUAUACAUGAUAAGAUGGUGGGAGUGUUUUGUUUUACCCCACCUGUGGCACAGCUAGUAAAUUUGUACAGCUUUGUACUGAACCUAUAUGAAGUACAGUUCCACUACAUGACUGGAAAUUACUUGUUUAACACUGGAGCAAUCCCUGCAUCUGUUUUCAGUUUUCUGCUCUGAUUUUAAAUGUGUAUAGCAACAGUUUGUCCUGUUUAUGCUUUGCUGAUAUUGUGUCUUGGUGCAAUAUCACUACAGAUACAGCACCACGUUAAGUAUCACCUGUGACCUUAUGAUUUUUAAAUACGGUGUAAAUGCUACAGUUGUGGAUAUACAGUAGUAUAAUCAACUGUUUUAAAAAGUAAAGGGCACAGCAGCAAACCUACUCAUUGGCUUUCAUGAACUGGCUAUAGGGUGAAUUACUGUUGUUAUAGAUGUAAAGUAGCCAAACAGCCCUUAUUUAGCUGAAAAUAUCAGAUUAUUUAAACCACAAGUGUUUUACAGCUGUAUUGCCACACGCAAUACACUGGCUCAAAGCUUGGCCAUUAUGGACUCAUUCAUGCAGAUGGUACUUGUAUGUUGUGGUGUAGUUCUACUGAAGCACCAUUGCAUUCAACAAACAAAACAAAAAUUAGAGAACUCAUAACUGACUCUCAUACUUAUGAAUUCUGUAUCUCAUAACAGUUUUCUUGUGAUUAUGGGAUAAAUAUCUUGUCAUGAGAUAGUAUCCUUGUAAUUCUGAUUUAAUAUCAUAAUUACAACAUCCGUAACUCAUAAUUAUAAGAUCUUUAUCUCCUAGUUAUGGAAUUGUUUUUUUUUCUCAUAAUUUUGAGAUAUGGAUGUUCUAAUUAUGAGAUGCUAAGUCAUAAUCAAGAGAUACAGAAGUCAUAAUUCCAAGAAUAUAUACUUUGGUGAAUGCAAUGCACACCCGUAUAGUUCAUCCACAGCUACUAAAAAUUUUAGCAGUCUACAAGUUUUUAUAUAUAAUUACCAAAAUAAAAGAAUGAAAAACAUCUGUAUUUGCUGUAAUUUUGUCAUGCAAGAUAUCAAAACUGAAGUGUUUCCAAAAGCAAUAGAUUUUCAAACUUGUUGACCUCAGUGACUUGCCUAUUGAAAUAAAUGUCUUGAAUGCCAUUGUUUGUCUUUCUAUAGUUUCUAAGUGCCAUCUCAGUAAACUGCAUAUCUGCCUUACAUAGCACUAUGUCUGCUUUUUCUUUGAUAAAUCACAGUAGAUGCAUCAGUAUACUAUAGUGGCAGAGACAUGUUGAAGAACUGCAUAUCCAAAACCCUUUGUAAAUUUGAAAUACACAAGCGCAUUAAGGGAAAACAAAUGUAAAAGCCACAACAAUGAAGUGAGCAACAACGGAUGAUGACAAUGAAACGGGACGACUAUUGUCCGUUUGAGAAGUAUGAAACAUUGCAGAGUAUAUAAAUAUGAAAAUGUAAAGACAUUGAACAAUAUUGCUCAUUUGUGACAAUCACACAGCGAUAGUAAUCAUAGUUAGCUAGAGAACGUUUCACUUCUCAAACGGGAAAGAACUUUCCUCUUCCACAUGUGUAGGCAAAAACAAUCUACUGGCAAUAAUAGUCAGCCCAUUUCAUUGUCAACAUCUGUUGUUGCUCUCUUCCGUUAUGUUGUGGCUUUUGCAUUUGUGUUUUCCAUUAAUGCGCUUGUGGUUUUCGAAUUUGCAAAGCGUUUUGGAUGUGCAGUUAGUUCGACACGUCUCAGCCCCCAUAGUAUACCCACUGUACAGUUAGCGUGAUACCAUGUUUUUUAUUUUAUAGGUCUUUAUUGUAUAUUAUACUUAAUUUAAACCUCCUGAGACAAUAUGAGGUAACGUUAGCCAUUUGUUUUUCAGCUUUAAUUUCUGUACGAAUUAACAUAGAAUGUUUCUGUAUUUAGAUUCUUUAUCAUAGUACUCAUUGUUGCAUCAAUUUGUUAAUGACAAAAUAUUUACAUUGUAUCAAGUGUUUUUGUUUUGGCACGUACGUGAACAUUAUGUCAAAUUUAACCACAAACAAAUGUCAAUAAAGCUGUGUGUUAUACCUGUCCA